UAUGCAUAAUUUGCCAGAGUUUACUGUAGCCGUCCCGGCCUGAGCAGCCGACGAAGCCUGGAAACAAGACCCUGAGAUCUGAAUCCAGAUCUGAAAUAUGGACUAGAUCAGCAGCCUACUCGGAGCUUACUUCUACCCCUCUUUCCCUCUGCUCGCCAUCAACCGAACCACAGCUUCCGCCGCUUCCCCGGGGAUUAAAUGGCGAUAGCCUCAUCAUUCGCAGCCGUCUUCAUCAGCAGCGCCAUCGCCUCCUGCUUCGCUGAGGUGUGCACCAUUCCUCUGGACACAGCCAAGGUGCGUCUUCAGCUGCAAAAGAAAACAGCUGCUGGGCCUGCAGCUACAGGAGGAAUGCUGGGCACAAUGAUGUUGAUUGCAAGGGAGGAAGGCGUCACCGCACUUUGGAAGGGCAUUGUCCCUGGCUUUCACCGCCAGUGCCUCUAUGGCGGCCUCCGUGUCGGCUUGUAUGAGCCUGUCAAAGCCUUAUUUGUUUUUGUAGGUGAUGCCACUUUAUUGAACAAGAUUCUUGCUGCUCUUACAACUGGUGUCAUAGCGAUUGCUGUCGCAAAUCCAAUGGAUCUUGUCAAAGUGAGAUUGCAAGCAGAUGGAAAAUCUACUGCCGUCAAGAAGCACUAUUCUGGAGCCCUUAAUGCGUAUGCCACCAUAGUCAGACAGGAAGGUAUUGGAGCUUUGUGGACUGGCCUUGGUCCUAAUAUGGCACGAAAUGCUUUGAUUAACGCUGCCGAGUUGGCCAGCUAUGAUCAAUUUAAAGAGAUAUUUCUAGGUCUUCCUGGGUUUACAGAUAAUGUUUAUACCCAUCUUUUAGCUGGACUUGGUGCCGGAAUUUUUGCUGUUUGCAUUGGAUCUCCAGUGGAUGUGGUGAAAUCAAGAAUGAUGGGUGAUUCAACAUACAGAAGUACAUUAGAUUGUUUCACCAAGACGUUAAAAAAUGAUGGACUUGCUGCUUUCUACAAGGGGUUUAUUGCAAACUUUUGUCGAGUUGGGUCAUGGAAUGUGAUAAUGUUCUUAACUUUGGAACAGAAGAUUCUUUCAUUAAGGAUUAUAUAUGCACUCUGUGCCACAAGGUUUCAUCGAACAAGCUGGGUGCAGCUUCUGGAGCAACAGACAUACACACUCAUUCAGCAUGGGAUUCAGAUUCUCAUUGUACAGGAGAAUGCAUACUAAUGUUGUAAUUUGAUCUAUUUGAUGACUACGACCCAAUCAGUCAUGAGCAUUUUGUAAAUUGUUAGCUUUUACCGAGGCCCACUUUAUUGGGUUAAUAAAUUUGAGACGUUAUACUUAAAA
Messenger RNA from Hordeum vulgare subsp. vulgare (domesticated barley), 1302 nucleotides. Its product is annotated as mitochondrial uncoupling protein 1-like. Gene Ontology annotation, biological process: mitochondrial transport; mitochondrial transmembrane transport. Gene Ontology annotation, cellular component: mitochondrial membrane. NCBI's taxonomy places the organism in Eukaryota, Viridiplantae, Streptophyta, Magnoliopsida, Poales, Poaceae. Gene Ontology annotation, molecular function: oxidative phosphorylation uncoupler activity. The coding region runs from base 199 to 1182 and encodes 327 amino acids. The transcript is spliced from 9 exons. The record is from RefSeq and is a predicted model, not a curated record.